This is a messenger RNA of Cydia pomonella (codling moth), 4814 nucleotides long. RefSeq names its product elongation factor-like GTPase 1. The record is from RefSeq and is a predicted model, not a curated record. Lineage: Eukaryota; Metazoa; Arthropoda; Insecta; Lepidoptera; Tortricidae. The transcript has 11 exons. Gene Ontology annotation, cellular component: cytosol; ribonucleoprotein complex. The coding region runs from base 548 to 3742 and encodes 1064 amino acids. Gene Ontology annotation, molecular function: ribosome binding; GTP binding; GTPase activity. Gene Ontology annotation, biological process: cytosolic ribosome assembly.
UCUCUGACGGGACUUCCGCAAUGUUGGAAAAAGGUUACAGUUUAACUGGGAUAUUUGAAAAUAUUUGUCGCUCAAAUGGUAAGAGUGAUAAAGAGGCAAACAGGCACAUCUUGUUCGUCGAUGUUUGCGGUUCGAUACCUAUAGUUUGUCAAGCCAUUUCCAUCAGUAGAAAAACGCAGCAAUCUUAAAAAAUAUAGGCGCGAAGGGUUGCCUUCCCAUAGAAAAAUUGAAUUUCACGCCUUUUUCUUCUGACAAAAUUGUUUGCGCGGCUAUAUAUACUUACUUUACUCUUUGCGUUAGCCCCUCAAGCGGAUAUGAAGGAGGAGCCCUUUUCAUGGAACGUUUCUAAACGGAAACGUCACUGUCAGUGUCAAUGUCAGAUUUGGCAACUCAAAUGCGCGUGAAUGUUUCAGUCCUUGGUCAACAUUGUGCAAUUUUAUCUUACAUUUAACUCGUUAUCGAUAUAAUUCUCACUUAAAAAUAACAGUGUCAGUGUAUGACAACAAUUUGAACAAUACUGUGACCAGUCUUGACUAAUAUCUGCAACAUGCGGUUGGUAGACGGAUCGAAACUUUUAGAACUUCAAAAUACACCUGUGAAUAUUCGAAAUAUUUGCAUCGUGGCGCACGUGGAUCAUGGGAAAACUACUUUGGCGGACUCCUUGAUAUCCAGCAAUGGUAUCAUAUCGCAGAGAAUGUCGGGGAAGCUGCGCUACAUGGACAGCCGGCCUGAUGAACAGGAACGUGGUAUAACCAUGAAAAGUAGCAGUAUUGCCUUGUAUCACGCCGUGCAGAAGCAAGAAUACCUUGUGAACCUCAUAGAUUCACCUGGACACGUCGAUUUCUCUAGUGAAGUGUCCACAGCUGUGAGACUUUGUGAUGGAGCUAUUGUUGUUGUGGACGUAGUAGAAGGUGUAUGCCCGCAAACAAGGUUAGCGCUAAAGCAGGCUUAUUCAGAAAACAUCCGGGCUGUACUUGUGCUCAACAAAAUUGACCGAUUAAUACUAGAAAUGCAGAUGACACCGCUGGAUGCAUAUGUGCAUCUCACGCAGGUCAUGGAACAAGUUAAUGCGGUUAUGGGAGAACUGUUUGCUAGUGAAGUGUUGGGUAAUGAGGAAACUAAGAUUGAGAAACAGGAAACAAAAGAAAAACCUAAGGAAGACAAUAAUUUUUACGAUUGGACCUCCGCGUUAGAGGAUGCAGAUGAUUCCAACCUAUACUUCUCCCCGGAACAAGGCAAUGUUGUUUUUGCAAGUGCAAUUGAUGGUUGGGGCUUCACAGUCCAUACAUUUGCUCGACUUUUCUCUGAAAAACUUGGUGUGAAAGAAGAAAUACUCAGAAAAGUUUUAUGGGGUGAUUUCUACUUAAAUACUAAAACAAAACGUUUCAUGAAAGGAGCUCAAGAAAAGGCGAAAAAACCGCUCUUUGUCCAAGUAGUGCUAGAUAACUUAUGGAACGUUUAUGAAACUAUCGCCAUGAGAAACGAAAAAGAAAAAGUACCCGUUAUCUGUGAGAAACUUGGUAUCAAGCUUACAACAAGAGACCUUAGACAUACAGACAGCAGAAUUCAAUUACAGUCACUAAUGAUGCAGUGGCUACCUUUGUCACAAACUGUGUUAAACAUGGUUUGCACAAAACUACCAUCACCUAAAGAAAUUGGCCUGGAAAAAGUUGAGAAACUUAUGUGCACAAAAAUCUGUGACUAUGAAUCUUUGCAUCCUCAAACGCAAGCAUUAAGAAACGAUUUCUUAGCAUGUGAUAGUAGCUCAGAAAGGCCUGUUAUAGUGUAUAUUUCUAAAAUGUUUAGUGUAGACAAAAGUGUGCUUCCGGAAAAUAAGCCAAAGGCUUUAACCGCUGAAGAGAUGGCUCUAAGGAGAGAAAGAGCCAGACAGAUGAGAGAGCAAAUGAAAUUGAAUGAGGUUAAUUCACAAGCCAUACCUAUGACAGAAGAAAAUAAAGACGAAAACACUCAGGAAACCAGCAAUGAAACUGAAAAGGAAGAUAAUCAACCGGCAUUUAUUGCAUUCGCUAGAGUAUUUAGUGGUAGAUUAAGAAAAGGAGAUAAAGUGUAUGUUUUAGGACCAAAACAUGACCCGUCCAGAAUACUUAAUAUAAAAGACUAUGAAGUAGAUCCUAAUAAGAAGUUAAAAGACUUGAAGAGUGAUGAACAUAUCACAUGUGCAGACAUUAAAUCCUUAUACAUUUUGAUGGGAAGAGAAUUAGAAGAAAUUGAUGAGGCAGUUGCUGGCAACAUUAUCGGAAUCGGUGGUUUAGAAGAACACGUCCUUAAAACCGCAACCCUAAGCACCACAAUUGCUUGUCCGGCGUUCAGUGAGCUCCAAUCCGCUGCUGUCCCCAUACUGAGGGUGGCCUUGGAACCGGCGAACCCUUCGCAGUUGCCGCAGUUGGUUAAAGGGUUAAAAUUGCUGAACCAGUCAGACUCGUGCGUCCAAGUUUUACUGCAGGAGACUGGAGAACACGUAAUAGUGACAGCUGGAGAAGUGCAUCUGGAGAGGUGUUUGGAAGACUUGAAAAAUAACUAUGCGAAAAUACCAAUAACAGUAUCAGAACCCAUCGUGCCGUUCAGAGAAACUAUUAUCGAACCCCCCAAAAUAGAUAUGGCUAACGAAGAAAUAGACUCCCAAAACAUAGACAAGGAAAAUGAUACGGAAGUAGACCCGGUCAUUACUGUGCUGACCAAUAAUAAACAAAGUAGGAUAAAAAUAAGAGCCAGACCUCUACCUAAUGAAAUAACAGUUCAUCUAGAUAAAUCUACAGAUUUGCUUAAAGCCAUAUCACAGCACAUCAAAUCAUUGCAAGGUUCACCAAAGAACGAAAAAAUCGAAAAUAAACUAGAUAACUUACAUAUAAAUGGCACCCAUGAGCUCUCAGAUCGUAUGUUGAAACUAAUAGAAACAUUUAUAGAAGAACUGAAAAAUAUUAGUUCUAAAUUAGGGCCAGAAUGGAGCAACGUGGCUGAGCAAAUUUGGUCUGUAGGCCCUAGGAAUUGCGGGCCCAAUCUACUGCUAAACCAAACGACGGAUUACAAUACCAAGUUCUUGUAUCAUAAGAAUGAAUUGAAAGAAGAUCCGAGGUUCGAGUAUGAGAGCAGUUUUGUGAAUGGGUUCCAACUGGCAAGUUUGGCUGGUCCAUUGUGCGAGGAACCUAUGAUGGGUGUUGCUUUUUGUGUUGAAGAAUGGAGCUUGGAUAAAAGUGAGGGUGAAGAUGUUGGACAUACUUUUGGACCACUUUCAGGUCAAAUCAUGUCAGCAGUCAAAGAUGGAUGCAGAAAGGCGUUCCAAGUGCAACCACAACGUUUGAUGGCUGCCAUGUACUCCUGCGACAUCGUCGUCGACCAGAAAGUAUUAGGAAAACUUUACGCGGCGUUGGGACGUCGCGGCGGGCGCGUCGUAGGAAGCGACCUGCAGACCGGCUCUGCAUCUUUCCGCGUCCAAGCCCUGAUGCCCGUGGCUGAGAGCUUCAAGUUCGCCCUGGAGCUCAGGACGCACACCUCGGGCCUGGCAGCGCCACAGCUGCUUUUCAGCCAUUGGGAAGUGAUAGAAAUCGAUCCAUUCUGGCGUCCCCGCACCGAGGAGGAGUACCUGCAGUGGGGGGAGAAGUGGGACGGCGUGAACCGCGCCAAGGCGUACAUGGACGCCGUGCGCGCGCGCAAGGGGCUCGCCACCGACAAGCAUCUCGUGCAGCACGCCGAGAAGCAGAGGACGCUCUCCAAGAAGAAAUAAAACUAACGUGCACUGGCCUAAAAUUAGAUAUGGUAACUGGCCGUUUACAACAAUAUUUUUUGUUGUAUGGAAAUUGUUAAAAUAUAUUUGACAAAUAACAGUAACUUUAGUUAUAAAGUAUACAAUUUAUACCAUAACGCGAUAAUCUGGCGAAAUAUAUUACUCUAAUUUUGUAUCCAAGAUAGACACCUACAUGAGACUCAACUAUAAGUUUCUGAGUCCGUCCGUCUGUAAAAAAUUUGAUUGAUAAAAACUUUUCUAUAUCCAAUCCGCUAUGACAGAAAUACUCAACUUGCUUUAUUAGGUGGCCCGCAAGGUGAUCCUGUAAAUACAUAACCUUGCCACCCUAACAUCAUCUUUAACCUUUUGAACGCCAGGAAAACCUAGUCGUCGUUACUAGUCGUGCCCAUAGCGCCAAGGACACCUAUAGGUGUUAUGGCGGACGCUGUCAAAGUAACCUUCACACUUUCGAGUAAGGUUUACAUUAGCUCGCUUGCGCCUGGGAGCUUGGCGUUUGAGUGAUGUUUGUGUUUAUGACAUAAAGCGUUCAAAGGGUAAAGCAAAUUCAUCUUGCAGCCCGGGGCUACAAGGCGGACCGUCUUUGUGGCCUCGUAAAAAAAGAUUGAGUAUGGCUGCGCUAUGAAGAAAAAGUAAAGCUAACAUUUUAGUAUCGAAGUAUGUAAAAGUGUCGGCUUGCCUUAAGGUAUUUGUCACCUCCCUGAUAAAUACUGAUUGCCAUCAGCGAUUCACCUUUGUACUAAAGUGCAUGCAUGAUAAAGGCAGAUUGCGACUAUUCUAUUAUCUUUAACGAUCAACGAGCACUUCUUAAUUCCACGACUAUGGAUAUUAAUAUUUUGUUUCAGAAAAUUCCUGUGUUAUAUUAUAUACAUUUAGGCUAUUUUUUUAUCUUUUGUUAUAAAUACCUACAAAAAUAGUGACGUAUUCAUCUUAAUGCAUUUACAAGUAGGUUUACCUACUCCAUGCUUUUAGACAUAAUUCUUUGUAAACGAAGUUAUGUCUCUCUAAGGCAUUGUUUUGUUUUACAUACUAAUAAAUAUUUAUUUUCUAAUAA